Molecule: messenger RNA, 1263 nt
Organism: Orbicella faveolata
Lineage: Eukaryota; Metazoa; Cnidaria; Anthozoa; Scleractinia; Merulinidae
Product: protein-L-isoaspartate(D-aspartate) O-methyltransferase-like
Biological process (GO): protein modification process
Cellular component (GO): cytoplasm
Molecular function (GO): protein-L-isoaspartate (D-aspartate) O-methyltransferase activity
Source: RefSeq, a predicted model, not a curated record
GAACCCAUACUGCUUCCUGGGAAAUACUCCCUCCAGUGCCAGUCCGUCCGUGGAUGUUCCGUCAUGUGAAACCGGGAUGAGCCGACUGAGGCCUCUUUUGUUUAUUAAUAUACUCUUCUAUGGUUUGGCUUGCGAAACAAAACAACACACAGAAACCGGCUUCUGCGAGGGGAGAAGCUGCCCAGAACAAGAGGCCCAACCAAAUCCGCAACUCGAGCAAGCAACGGUCCGUUCUUCUGGCAUGGAGUGGCGCUCGCAUGGGAAAGACAACAACGACUUGAUCUCGCAACUCAAGCGCAAUAAAAUCAUCAAGUCACCGCGAGUUGAGGAGGCAAUGAAAAAAGUCGAUCGUGGAAAUUAUUGUAGUUUUUCACCGUACAUGGAUUCACCCCAAGCGAUCGGUUAUGGCGUGACAAUAAGCGCUCCUCAUAUGCACGCCCACGCUUUGGAGAUGCUGAAAGAUCACUUGUAUGAAGGUGCCAAGGCCUUGGACGUUGGUUCAGGUAAUUUUAACUAUCGCACCUGUGCUGAAUGUAGUGGUUACCUCACUGCCUGCAUGGCAGAAAUGGUAGGAAAUAGUGGUAAAGUAAUUGGCAUUGAUCAUAUACCAGAACUUGUGGAGAAAUCAAAGCAAAACAUAAAGCGAGGAAAUGCUGAUCUUCUAGAAAGUGGAAGGGUCCUUCUUGUAACAGGGGAUGGAAGGCAAGGAUAUGCUGAUGAUGCUCCAUAUGAUGCAAUACAUGUAGGUGCUGCAGCACAUCCUAUCCCAGACGCUCUUAUACAUCAGCUAAAACCUGGCGGCAGGCUCUUCAUACCAGUAGGCCCCACUCAUGGCGACCAAUGGCUUGAACAGAUUGACAAGGAUAAAGAAGGAAACAUAGUGCGGCAAAAGUUGAUGGGUGUGCGUUAUGUACCUCUUACAGACAGAGAGCAACAACAUAGACCUUGAAACUUAGAAUUUAGCAGAAUUGAACUACAUUGUCUAUAUUAUCCACAUAUAGAUACAUGUAGUUAAGUAUGAAUUGUUGGACACUAGGAAACAUUGCAUAAAUUAUUGGAUGGUCCUCCACCUGUUAUGUCUGUAUCUGAAUUAUGACACAUUGCUUUGAAGAACAAUGCAUGAAAAUUCAAAUAAGGGCUGCAGAGAUCAGGGCUGAGGAGUAGUUUGGAACUGUGUUGUCAAGGCCCACAUGUCACAUUGUGUAGUUCCAGAAAAUAUCCACACUCCACCCACAGAAGGGAUUUGAAUUUUGUGGCAGGUAG